AUGCAUAGCACUCCACACACCCACCACCGCUGGCUGAAUAAGCGACGCCUGGGCGAUUGGGCGAUUGACUCUUUCAAGCCCUUCAAGUUACUUGGGCCCGAUGGCAUUAUACCGGCUCAACUGCAGAAAUCUGCUGAGAGCCAAGCUUUGGCAUUAACACGUGCCGCCAAUGCCGCCGCAGCCGCGGCAGCUGCCUCAGCGAAUGCGGCAGCACAAGGCAUCAAACCCAGCAGCGCGGCAAGUCUAGCUGAAUUAGCGCUGAAGAAGGAGCAUUCUUUGUCGCCACCACAAAGCGUCGGCAGCAGUUGUGGUGCAACAGGUGGUGGUGGUGGUGGUGGUGGUACGUUAGCCGGCAAUGUGGAUGAGGGCGGUGGCGGCAUUGCUGGUGGUGGUGGCGCUGCCAAUUAUCGACGACGCCCCUCACUGCAAGGACAUCAACAGCAGCUGCGUGAACAGCUUGCCGCUCACGAUGAGGCACGCAGUCCGCGCUUCGGCGUUAUGCCAGUUGGACUGGGCGCUAUCAGUGGCGCCAGCGGCAUUGGCAUUGGUCGGUCACGCUCCACAGAUGCCACUUCAUCACCCAAUGCCACAUCACAUCUCAGCACAGACAACGAACGUCAUAUUUCCUCAACGCCUUCUAGUCAAAAUGUUUCCUUGGCUGCCACACCGAAAUUGUUGGAGCGCGAUGAACGCGGCGCCGCCGGCAGUGGUGGUAGUGGUGGUGUGGGUCUUAGUGGUAGUGGUGCGGUCCCGGCGCUUGUAGGUAGCAUUAGCUGCUUGCCACCGGCGGCUUUGAAUGCAGUUGCUAGCAGCAUGGCGAGCGGUGUGCCAAUGCAUUCCGGUGUCGGUGUUGGUGGUGUGACUACGCAGGCGGAACAGCUGUUGGCGGCGCCGUCGGCGAUAGAAAGCCGUGCACGUGAAUUCGAUUCGGCGGCGAAAUCACUUGUCGGGUGUGAGCGUGCGGAGGAAGGUGAAGAGGCUUCAACUCCAAACUGGACUACGAAGCAACAGCAGCUCAGCAAUCUGACAAUCCAACUGUGCGCGCUAGUCAACUCAAUGACGAGCCUUAUGCAAAGGUAUAAACUAUCCGGCAGCAGCAGCAGCAGCAUCACUACCCAAACACGCACCCGACAACGCCGAGCGCUAACACAAAUAUAUUUCGGUUUGCACAUUUGUAGCAUAGUUAUUGGCGCACACCCACAACGGCUAAAUGACACGAGAGCUUAG
Messenger RNA from Anastrepha obliqua, 1227 nucleotides. Its product is annotated as putative lysozyme-like protein. The record is from RefSeq and is a predicted model, not a curated record. The transcript has 4 exons. NCBI's taxonomy places the organism in Eukaryota, Metazoa, Arthropoda, Insecta, Diptera, Tephritidae. Bases 1 to 1227 code for a protein of 408 amino acids.